AGAGAGAGGGGAAAACAGCGCGGAAAGGAACGCUGUGAAAAAAAUCCUCUUUUAUUAGUGCGGUAAGUAAUAAUUAGGGAUGUAUAUAUUCAAUUACCAAGGGAAUUGUCUAUUGUAUUCAAAGACAAAGGGUAGAAUGCAUAAUUAAUAAGAUGUGCAUGCAUAAUGAAGUAUGGGGCUGUGCGGAAAUUUUUCCUUAAGUUCUUCAUAUUCCACAAGAGGUUCUAAAGUUAAGCACUCUGGUUCUUCAAAUGUUUUUCGUACUUUCUUUACUGGUGAAGGCCGCGUUAAAAACUCUUUAUCUUGUAAAUUCUGAAAGUGUCUCUGUGCUAAGUUGCUCUUCCAUUGCAUUUGUCGCAUGGGCAGUGUACAUGAGGUUUUCCAAGUUUCCUGAUCUCUCUUGCAUCAGGAGUUAUUUGACAAUAACAGCUAGUUAGAAUCUCUUCUGUUGGCUGCAUAUCUAAUUAAAUCAAGUCCAUCCAUCGAUCGCGUUCGCCAUUCACGUUCACCCUGAUGCUUCUUUGACACAUGCACUGACCAAACAGAUCGUGGGCGCCAGGUUAAAGCCGCUGACUAUGCAUGAAAGAUUACUGCAUGCGCCAUUUUCCACGCCAAAAUACUGUUUUAAGACGUCAACCUGGAGUGAGAGGAGUGGGAAAGAAAUUUCAGAAAAUUAUUUUCAAAUGGAAAGUUGUUUGUCCGAAAGAGACCUUUCCUUUCAUUGGUUUUCAAUUUCUCGAAACUGAUUAAUUUCAGAACAGACGACUUGAUGUAAAACGACUGACUUAUCCCAGAAUGGCAACAACAAUCCUCAAUUUUGAUCAGCAAAAUCACUUAUUACCUAAAAACUUGGGUUUACAUUUGCACAUAAAUACUUUAGUUUCACAGAGGUUCUUUGACCUCGAAAUCCCUGAGAUUCCCACACAAGUCUGAUCUACUCUUCAUGCUAACUUCGCCCCCUAUGUCUGCAAUAUGCAUGGUGGAAUUUUAUCACCAAGCGACCACACAUAACUAUAACGACACAGGUGAGCUCACGAGGAGUCAUAUUGAACGUUUCUAGCACCUAUACUUUAACUCGGAAUUAACAAAUUAAUCAAGCUCUCAGGAAUGAAAAUGAAAAAUUUGGAAUACAGAAAAUUGCUUGAACUUACAUAUAGCAUGGAGACUGAAUGUUUCAGACAAAAAAGAAAGGCAACAAAGGGAAAGUUUGUAAAGUAUGUCUCACACAGACAUGAAAGUGAAAAUAAAAAGCGAUGAGAAAAGCUGGACUCCAGAGCAAAGAGGAAAUUCGAUCAUUUCAGCUAAGCUGGCCAGUGAUGCCGUGGGAGUGGCUGUUGUAAGAAAUGAAUUUUUGAACACAAGGUGGAAAGGGGGUAUGUGAUCGCAAAGCGACAACAAUCAAGGGAGACAUUGGAAGGUAUGUAAACGAAGGCAAUGAUGUCAUCGACGUUCUACAGUUCAAAAAAGCCAUUGAAGCUGGUCAAGGAACCACAGGAGUGAAAGGAAGUUAUGUUGCUGCCAAACCUUCAAGGAUCUUUAAUGUCAAAUGGGAUGGCAAAGCUUACUCAGCAAUUGUGAAUAUGAUGAAAGUGCCGCACGAGAGUGGAGGGCAUUCAAUGUGGGUUAUGGUAAAGUAGUGCCAUGGGCCAAGUUCGAAGGAGUCAUGAAGCAGCCCGAAAAUUUGGAAACCCUAGACUCCUUAUCACAGAAUCCAAGUGGCGCACUAACGUUCAAGAUUGGGAGACACCAACAUAUUAAGAAAAGCUCUGUCAGAACAGAUUUCUCAACUGAAAGCGAAAAUCAAGAUCAAAGCUGAAUUGGGAAAUAUACUUAAGAUGACAUGCUUUUCCCAUGUCCCGAAGAAGGAUGUGUAAAAGCAUACAGUCACUUUGCAAACCUCCAGACACACCUAGAUACUGGAAAACACAAAAUGAUGCUCGAAUAGGAAACUCUCCACGUUAAAGCUAAAAGAGAAUAUUCCUCCAAGCUGGCAGAGGAACACAGUCGAAUACCAAGCGUUCAAGUUCAAAGAGUGAUGGCUUGCCGCCUCUUUCAAUGGGUUGGGCCCUGAAGAAAAUUAAGAAAAAAGUAUUUUACAAAGAAACAGACCGAAUUCUUAACUGACCAGUUUCAAAAAGAGGUGUAUAGUGGAUAGAAAAGCGAUCCACAUGAAGUUUCGAAAACCAUGAGCCUAGCAAGAGACCAAGCGGUGGGACGCCGAUUUCAACCUGAUGAAGUCCUUACCUAGCAGCAGAUCAGUGGCUUCUUCAGUUAUCAUUCAGCAAAAAAGCGAUUAGAAGUUACAGCCGCCGGUAACGAAGCAAAAGCUAGUGAAGUCUCAGAAGUGGACAUGGUGAGCGUCGAUGAGGACGAAAUUUCCGCCGAAGCUGAGAGUCAUCUAUCUGCAGUGUGUGCAAAUGUGAUGAGAGAUGUGGCUAUUAAGCAUCCGAUUGUAUCUUUCGAUCUUAACAUCUGCGAACUUGUACAAAAACGUACACUCACAACUUUAAGAGUGGAGAAGCUAAGAGACAUAUGCAUCGACCUUGGGCUAGAUAUUUCUGAAAUUUCACCUCAGAAGAGGAAAAAGCCAUUCAUCCCACGACUCACACAAUUAGUCCAGGAGUGUACCUGCUCUUCCAAGUAA
Molecule: messenger RNA, 2644 nt
Organism: Pocillopora meandrina
Lineage: Eukaryota; Metazoa; Cnidaria; Anthozoa; Scleractinia; Pocilloporidae
Source: the annotation of a GenBank genome assembly